ACAACACUGUGAGGAGAGGAGUGAGCCCCACUGCAAGCAACAUGCUUAAGAUGCCAGUGGUUGUGGUGAGAACCUGUACAUGGCCAGCUAUAGAAACUCCUGGAGUCCAGUCCUGGUACGAUGAGGUGAAUGACUUUAAGUACGGUGUUGGAUCCAUCAACAGUGGCAUCGUGGGAUAUUACACCCAGGUUGUGUCGUACAGGUCAGACCAGUACCAAAUUCCAAAUUCAAGUACUUCUACGUCUGCCAAUACUGCCCACCUAUGAUGAGCUCUCAGGAGACCAUGCCCUACAAGUCUGGCCCUUCCUGUGGGGACUGCCCAAAUGCCUGUGAGGACAAGCUGUGCUGUAAGUCUCAGUGUUGAGAAACAUGAAUCUUGACUAUUCUUGAAACGGCCUCAUCUUCCCCCUCAGACAUGUCUCAUCUGCCCCUGUCUGCUGUUCUCUCUCCCGCU
Messenger RNA from Alosa alosa (allis shad), 454 nucleotides. Its product is annotated as cysteine-rich venom protein ENH2-like. The coding region runs from base 42 to 266 and encodes 74 amino acids. The record is from RefSeq and is a predicted model, not a curated record. NCBI's taxonomy places the organism in Eukaryota, Metazoa, Chordata, Actinopteri, Clupeiformes, Clupeidae. The transcript has 4 exons.